AUGAUCGAGCCGUCCUCUGUUGGAACUCCCUGCACAAGACGCAAGUACAUAGCUCUGCGUGGCUUCUUCUCUCAUGACGAUGACCCCGAAAGUUGGGACUUCAGAGCGACGACGCGUGUCAAUUUGGGACUCCUCGACAGGUCAUAUCCAACCGAUGGGGAAGCCGACCUGAACUCGAAGGACGAGAACAAACACUACAAACUGCUGUACUUGAUUCGCCAUGGUGAAGGAUUUCACAACGUCAAAGAGAAGGAGGUCGGCCGCGCUGAGUGGGAUCGUCAUUGGGCGAAGGUACCUGGUGACGGCAAUGUCAUCUGGGAGGAUGCAGAACUGACAGCCAAUGGAGAACAGCAGGCACGCAAUAUUGCGGAAGCUCGCUCAUCCAUAGGCAACGGAACCAUCACGACCAUCCUAUCCAGUCCGUUACGCUGCUGCCUUAGCACGGUGCAGCUUGCUUUCCCACCUGAGGCAAGAGACAAGAAACCGGUGAUCAAAGAGAAGCUGCGCGAACAGCUCGGCGUCCACACAUGCGACCGCAGAAGCAGCAGAUCCUGGAUAGCCGAGCACUACCCUUCCUUCGACAUUGAAGACGGAUUUGACGAAGAGGAUACUCUGUGGACCCCAAGCCGACGGGAGACCCUCAAGGAGCAUGCGAUCAGGAGCAUAGAGUUACUCGAUGACAUCUUCGAGAGCGCUUAUGGCGACUAUAUUGUUUUGGCCGCGCAUUCGGGUACGAUCAUGUCCCUGUUUGCGGCGACAGGAUGGAAGAAGGUGCCAGUAGCGGCGGGAGCGGUGUAUCCUCUUUUGGUAUGCGGCGAGAAGCUCUGAGCUUGAGCCAGAUACGGGAAAGAAAGGCUUACACAGACUGUUCAUGGAGGAGUCGGCACUAGAACCGACACAGCAACAGCAUCACCUAUAACAAUCCUACUGACAUUAUGAUAGUAUCGAUUGCUUGUCUUAUCAUCAAAUGAGCAACAACAAGCCCGGCUGGCACAAUCGGUAGCGCGUGAGACUCUUAAUCUCAAGGUUGAGGG
This is a messenger RNA of Boeremia exigua, 1034 nucleotides long. Its product is annotated as histidine phosphatase superfamily. The coding region runs from base 1 to 828 and encodes 275 amino acids. NCBI's taxonomy places the organism in Eukaryota, Fungi, Ascomycota, Dothideomycetes, Pleosporales, Didymellaceae. Gene Ontology annotation, cellular component: cytoplasm. The record is from RefSeq and is a predicted model, not a curated record. Gene Ontology annotation, molecular function: phosphatase activity. The transcript has 4 exons.